AUGAGGGCAACCUUAAUGUGGACAGUCAAUGAUUUUCCCGCUUAUAGCAUGUUAUCUAGAUGGAGUACUCAAGGUAAGUUAGCAUGUCCGGUGUGUAUGGAUGGCAAUAAGGCUUUUACCUUGAAGAACGGUGGCAAAAACUCAUGGUUUGAUUCUCAUCAUCGUUUCUUACCGCAUAACCAAGCCUUUCGAAAAAGUAAAAAUGGGUUCACUAAAGAUAAGGUUGUGAAGGAUGACCCGCCUCCUAUAUUGACAGGGGAAGAAAUAUUUUGUUGGGUUCACAAUUUUCCACGGGUGGUAAAUGGUCCAGUUUCUAAGUUGCCUGGAUAUGGAGAUCGUCAUAAUUGGAUAAAACGAAGUAUAUUUUGGGAUCUUCCAUAUUGGAAAGAUAAUUUAUUAAGGCACAAUUUAGAUGUGAUGCACAUUGAGAAAAAAUUAUUUGAUAAUGUGUUUAACACUGUCAUGAAAGUUAAGAAAAAGACAAAGGACAAUGAUAAAGCUAGAAGGGACUUAGCCAUCAUUUGUCAGCAUAGUGACUUGGAGUUGAUUGAACAUGACAAUGGAAAGACCACAAAACCUAAGGCAAAUUAUUGUUUUUCUUCGAAUGAGGCAAAAAAAGUAUGUGAAUGGAUUAAGGAGCUUAAGAUGCUUGGGAUGAAAAACCAUGAUUGUCACGUGUUUAUGGAGUGUUUACUACCAUUUGCAUUUAGUUCAUUGCCUGACUUUGUGUGGAAACCACUAACAGAAUUAAGUCAAUUCUUUAAAGGUUUGUGCAGCAAUACCUUAAGGGAGGAUGAAUUGAUUAAAUUGGGUGAAAACAUUCCAUUCAUCAUAUGCAAACUUGAAAGAAUCUUCCCACCAGUAUUCUUUAAUUCAAUGGAGCAUCUCCCAGUUCACCUCCCAUAUGAGGCAAAGCUUGGUGGUCCAAUUCAAUAUCGAUGGAUGUAUCCAUUUGAAAGAAUGAUGGGUGAUUAUAAGCACACGGUGAAAAACAAGGCUAGAGUGGAAAAUAUAAGUCAACGUAAUGAAGCUGCUAGAUUGAACGAUGUUGUCACGACAACACUCUCAAUUAGCAAUCAACUAGGACGUCCUAGUGGGAAGCCUCAAACACAUUGGUUAAGCGAUGUUGAAAAGAGAUAUGCUCAUGUGCAUAUCCUCAUCAAUUGCAACGAGGUCAAACCAUAUAUUGAUGCUUUUUUGCAUUAUAACUCCAUUAAUGAAGAAGAUCCCGCAUCCCAAGCUCGUAUACAUGGAGAAUCCCCAGAAUGGUUUCGGGCAUAUGCUACCAAUGAGGCGAAUGGCGUGACCGAUCCCAACUUGAUAUCAUUAGCUUGGGGUCCGGAGUCAAAGGGGUUUACCAGAGGAGGAGAAGAUGAUUUUUACGGAGUCAUCCAACAUAUCUUCGAGCUACAAUAUCACAAAUUCCCUCACAAGAUAGCAUUGUUUUAUUGUCGAUGGUUUGAUCCUAGACAAAAUAGAGGAACAAAAGUUCAUCCACAUUAUGAUAUUGUAGAUAUCAAGAUGAAUAGGAAAUAUGAUCUAUAUGAUCCAUUCAUAAUUGCACAGAAGGCUAGACAAGUGUAUUAUGUACCUUAUCCGGAAAUGCGAAGAGACAAAUGUGGUUGGUGUGCAGUGAUACAAACAAAGCCUAGGGGUCGUGUAGAGGUGGACGACGUUGAUGAGAACAUACCCUAUCAAAAUGAAGAUAUGACACAUGUUGAACAAUUAAAUGAAAUUGAAGAAAUGGAUGGUUUGCAUGAUGAAACAAAUACUGAUGAAGAAGCAGAUUUAAUGUCAACUUAA
Molecule: messenger RNA, 1803 nt
Organism: Trifolium pratense (red clover)
Lineage: Eukaryota; Viridiplantae; Streptophyta; Magnoliopsida; Fabales; Fabaceae
Exons: 6
Coding region: 1-1803 (600 amino acids)
Source: RefSeq, a predicted model, not a curated record